Mustela erminea (ermine) is the source of this 3267-nucleotide messenger RNA. It is a transcript of the gene NFKBID, whose product is annotated as NFKB inhibitor delta. Gene Ontology annotation, biological process: regulation of gene expression. The transcript is spliced from 12 exons. Bases 1011 to 2651 code for a protein of 546 amino acids. Gene Ontology annotation, cellular component: nucleus. Gene Ontology annotation, molecular function: protein binding. Lineage: Eukaryota; Metazoa; Chordata; Mammalia; Carnivora; Mustelidae. The record is from RefSeq and is a predicted model, not a curated record.
GGCGUGGGGAGGAGAAGCAUGCUCGGCCCCUUGGGAGAGCGAGGGCUGGGAGUCCGGCUCUCACGAACCUGCGGGACUGAGCGGGAGCAUUAAGCCUGGGUGCUGCGAGUGAGCGUACUCGGUGUUUGAAGAGGGUAGGGGUCCGGGACUUCUGCUGGUGAUGGAGGAGGGGCUGGGAUUCUGGGAUCCUGGGUCCUGGGAGAGUUAAGGAACCGGGGAUUCGGAAUUCUGGGUCGGGGGGUGGGGUGAAAGGGCUGGGAGCCCCGACCCCUGGGAACUGUGGGAGGAGGGGGCUGGCGGCCCGGUCUCAUAGCUCUAGAAAGGAGCUAGACGGAGUCCUGGGGGCGUGGUUGUUUAAAAAAUCAGCCACGAGUCGGUGUGGGUAAGGAGGCGCUCUGCCGUAGGGGGCCCACGCUGGCCUUGACCCUACCCGGGCCCCGGGAAUUCCCAAGUCGCCACCCACCCCGGGUCCCCGGGCGGAGCAGGAAUUCCCCACGUGCGGGGAUUCCGAGCGCUCCACGCCUGGCAGCGCGCGCCGACUCUGAGAGGGACACCUGCCGCGCGCCGCCGAGAGAGGAAGGGGUGGAUGGAAGAUUCCCUUGCGUGAGCGCCGUGACGUCAGCACGUCGUAUCUGGGCUGUUUCCGAGUCCGCCCUCCCCCGCUUAACCCUUCCUCUGCUGGAACCCGGGCUUGGAAGGGUGAGGGUUGAGGGUCCGGACUUCCGGGGUGGUGCGGACCAGGCUUCUGGAAAGUGGGACUCCCAGGUGCAAGGGAGGGCGAGGCUGAGGGCCCGGACUCCUGGGUCCUGGGGAAAGGGGUGUUAGGCUCUCGGAGUUCCGCAGAAUGGGGCCUGGACUCUUAGAACUGAAGAGGGGAUGGGGUCUGGACUUCCGAUCCCCGACGAGCUAGGGGGCUAUUGAUUUGUCCUUCCUUGGGGAGAGGGCCGGAGGACUCGGACGCCUGUUUUCCCGGGAAGUGUGUCGAGGGCAGAGAGGUGUUGGGAACCUGAAUGUGCAAGUCUCCUGGGAAUGAUUCCCAGCGACCCCCAAGGCCUCGGGACUGGGAGAUCUGGGGGCUGGGAUUUUUCACGGAAAGUGUGGGGAGGUGCUGCAGAGGAGCGCCCUCCACCCCCUUCCUCAGUUUCCACGACGCUGGUGGAAAAUUGGGUCAGAGGGGAAAGUGCGGAGCAAAGGGAAGGAAACGGCGGAGGCGGAAGCUGCACCUGAAAGCUAAGAUUGGCUUUGGAGUUCUCAGGCGUCGUCAGUGUACCAGUUUUUCCGCGCAGGAGGUGAGCCGGAGUGAACGCAGCCACUGCCCAUCACAGACCGUGAAGAAGCUCCUGGAAGAACAGAGGCGCCGUCAGCAGCAGCCUGACGCUGGUGGGACACCGGGACAGUUUCCAUCUCCCCUGGCCCAGUCCCUGACCCCAUCUGUGAAUGAAAGUGAGGCUGGCCAUUCUCGCUUCCCAGUACACCAAGAGACUGUGGGUUCUGGACUUGGCAGCCUGGCUCCCACCACGGGCUUUCCAGACUGGGACCCCAACACGCAUGCUGCCUACACAGACAGCCCCUACUUUUACCCUGCUUCUGCUGCUGAAGGCUUCCCGACUCCUGACUUCUACCCACCCUCCGACCCGGGGCGGCAGUGUCCAUUUUCUGUGGGGAUGGAGGACCCUCUGGAUACCCGGCUGUAUGGAGAACCUUCCCUGCCACAGGCAGGAUCCUGGAGAGGUUCUGGACUCCCCUUAGGACCCCCACAGUUGCCCCCCGUGGCCACCGGACCAUCCCUGGACACAGCCCGUGCUCACAUGCUGGCUCUGGGGCCACAGCAGCUGCUGGCCCAGGAUGAGGAGGGAGACACGCUCCUGCACCUGUUUGCGGCUCGGGGGCUACGCUGGGCAGCCUAUGCCGCAGCUGAGAUGCUCCAAAUGUAUAGACAUCUGGACAUUCGGGAACAUAAGGGCAAGACCCCUCUCCUGGUGGCUGCUGCCGCCAACCAGCCCCUGAUUGUGGAGGACCUGCUGAACCUCGGAGCAGAGCCCAAUGCCACUGAUCAUCAGGGACGUUCUGUCUUGCAUGUGGCUGCUACCUAUGGGCUCCCAGGAGUCCUCUCGGCCGUGAUUAACUCGGGGGUUCAGGUUAACCUAGAAGCCAGAGACUUCGAGGGCCUCACCCCUCUCCACACAGCCAUCCUGGCCCUCAACGUGGCUAUGCACCCACCUGACCUAUGUUCCCGGGUGCUGAGCACCCAGGCCCGAGACAGGCUGGCUUGUGUCCAGAUGUUGCUGCACAUGGGUGCUGAUCACACCAGCCAGGAGAUCAAGAGCAAUAAGACAGUUCUGCAUCUGGCUGUGCAGGCCGCCAAUCCUACCCUGGUUCAGCUGCUGCUUGAGUUGCCGCGGGGAGACUUGCGGGCCUUUGUCAACAUGAAGGCCCAUGGGAACACAGCCCUCCACAUGGCAGCUGCCCUGCCCCCUGGACCACCCCAGGAGGCCAUCGUGCGGCGCCUGCUGGCAGCUGGGGCGGAUCCAACAUUGCGAAACCUGGAGAACGAGCAGCCUGUCCACCUGCUGCGGCCUGGGCCGGGCCCCGAGGGGCUCCGGCAGCUGUUGAAGAGGAGCCGUGUGGCACCCCCAGGCCUGUCCUCUUAGGACUCAAACCCAGAACCUGGACUGAUUUUCCAGUCCCCACCGUCCUGUGGGACAGCCAGCGUAUGCUAAUGUUGCAAAUCCAUGAUAAUGUAUGUGGAAUGUCCUGCCAUCAGGGUCUUACAUUAAAACCCCAAAAUGGCUGCCCGGGGUGGGGGUAAACGAUCCCCAAUAUUUGGGGUUGUGUAAUACCCCUACCCUACCCACAAGGAGCCCUCUUGAUGAUUUCUGUGAAAUCGAGGCCCCUUGAUUGUUUCUGUGAAACACCCUAGACCCCUAACCCUUCCUCCAUUGGGAUCUUCUGGGACCCCCUCCCCUACUCAAGUCCAGUUCAACUCACCUAGAAUCCCAGAUGUGAUUUCCCUACACAGUACUUGGGGUACCCCCAGAAUAGCUUCCACUGUCAUCUGGUAGAGCUCCCGAGAUGACUCCCCAAACCCACACCAUUCAGGUCCUUACCCCUGAGACAUAGGAAGGACUCUUCCUAGAUUGGAGUUCCCUAGGUCCUAUGCUUUCUAAUUCAGAACUCAACCGGCAGGGCCCCUAUCCCAGAUCUCCGCAUUUCCGGUGAAUCCCUCCCCUAUUUGAAAUACCUUAUUAAACUCAGUUUGGACUGCGC